Messenger RNA from Rhizophagus irregularis DAOM 181602=DAOM 197198, 1072 nucleotides. RefSeq lists its product as uncharacterized. The record is from RefSeq and is a predicted model, not a curated record. Lineage: Eukaryota; Fungi; Glomeromycota; Glomeromycetes; Glomerales; Glomeraceae.
ACUCUUGUAUCACAUUCGUUUGUACUGCUUUUUUUUACUCCUUUUUUCCUUAUCCCGUCGCAAAGCAUUUUACGACACUUUUCUUGAAUAGGCUUUUACCUUCCUGUUUUGCAUUUAUAUUUUAUUUUCUAUAUAUUAGGUAUUAUAGAAUGACACCAGAUUUGACAAGUAAUGAAGAAAAUUCUAGAUUAAGGAACAUUGCUCAAGAACUUUGUAAUCAACUUGCAAUUAACAGGGAACAAACUAAAUUAUAUAAAAAGCAAAUCAAUGAAUUAAAGGGUAGAGUUGAGGAAUGUGGUGGUCCUUUAUAUAGGCAAAAUUAUCGAGGUCCACCAUUUGAUACUGGAACAGAUAUUGAAAGACAAAAUUCUCAGCUAAUUUAUCAAAAUCAAACAUUAAAUGAAGAAAAUGCAGCAUUAACAGCGAUUGUCAAAGAAUAUGAACAAUCAUUAAAAACUAUUAUGAUGAAAUUCAGAUAUCAGGCUUAUGAAAUACAACAAAGUAAAUUGGAAAUGCAACGAAAUUAUGAAAUAUUAUUGGAAGAACAACGGGCAGCGACGGCACAAGUAUUGUCCGAGAAUGCGUUAUUACAGUCACAUCUUUCAAAUCUAGGAAAUUUAGUUAGAGAAGCGUAUAAUGCGCAGUCUGAUACCGAAACCGAUAUUUUAGUAAACAGUUUAAUUACAGAAAAUCAAGGACUAAGACAAAUGUUGAAGAUUGCAGAUGGAUCUGGAUUUUCAACGUCAUCAUCGGUAGUUCGAGAAGAGGAGAAUAAUGUAACUGGACAAGAGGGAUAAAUUUGACAAAAGAUUAAUUUUUAUAGUAAUAAUAACUAUAUAAAAAGGAGGGAACCCCGAAAAAAUUGAGUUAUGAAAGAGUUAAAGAAGAAUUGCGGAAGAGUUGUAGAAGAACUAUGGAAGAGUGUGAAAGAGUGUGAAGAAGAAUUGAGGAAGGGUUGACGAAGCAAAAAAAGUAUAGAUUAGCGUAAAGAAACUAUUAAUAUAUAAUAUUUAGUAGAUUAAGCAACUCUAGACUGUCAAUUUAUUUUAAUUGUAAAUUAUUUAAUGAAAUA